AUGACCCUUCCUGGCCAGCCUAGGGACGCUGCUGAUAUCGCCAAAGCUUUCCAAUGGGCCAUUACCGCCCUUGGAAUAUGUGUGUUCUACAUCGUUGCUAUCGUUUUUCAUCGUCUCUUUCUCUCCCCCAUUGCAAAGUUUCCAGGACCAAAGCUAGCCGCAGCAACAAGUUGGUACGAGGUCUACUAUGAUGUCGUCAAAAAGGGAAGAUAUCUAUACGAGAUUGAGAGAAUGCAUGACCAAUACGGUCCGAUUGUGAGAAUCAACCCAGACGAGCUUUCCAUUCGAGACAACACGUACUAUGACAAACUCUACGUCAUAGGGUCCGUCCGACCUUCCGACAGGUACGAAGGCUUCGUCAAGGGCGUCGUCGACUUUGAAGGAUCGCAUCUCGCGACAAUUGACCACUACCUCCACCGCGCGCGGAGAAGGCCGCUCGACCCGUACUUUUCCCGCAGCGGCGUGUCCAAGCUGGAGCCCAUGGUGGCCGAGGUGUGCGAGAAGCUAAUUGUGCACCGCUUCGAGACCUUUCGGGGAAGCGGCCGGGUCGUCCGGCUCGACCACGCCUUUACUGCCUUUUCCGGCGACGUGAUCUGCCGGCUGUGCAUGGACAACCCGCCAAGCUUUGUGGAGGAUCCCGAGUUUGCGCCAGAGUGGUUUGAUCUUUUCCAUGAUGGUGCCGUGUCGCUGCCGCUAUUCAUGGGUCUACCUUGGCUGAUUCGUCUCAUCCGCCUGGUUCCGGAACGUAUCAUGACAAAACUGAGUCGCAACAUUCACACCUUCAACAGAUUCAAGCUGAUGUGUCAAGGCCAUAUUAAAGAUGCAAAGAGGGAAAAGUCCACCAUGGAGCUAAAAGGCACACUGACGGGCGGCACUCGGGACACUUUAUUCCGACAUCUACUGAAUAGUGACCUCCCACCGUCUGAGCUUUCAGAGGAGCGUCUCUCGAGGGAGGCGCAGGUCCUCAUUGGCGCCGGAACCAUGACUACAGCCGGGACAUUGGCCUUUCUCUGCUACUACAUCUUGGCUGAUCCAGCCAUCAAGGAACGUCUGGCAACAGACUUGACAGACGUGAUGAAAGGCUACCCGGACAAGAAGCCGACCUGGGCAGAGCUGGAAAAGGUGGAAUACCUGCAGGCAUUGAUCAAAGAGGGUCUUCGUCUGAGUUAUGGCACCAUGCACCGUCGUCCUCGCGUCUCGCCGUCUCAGCCUCUGGCUUUCAGGGAGUGGGUGAUUCCGGCUGGCGUGCCCGUCGGCAUGUCAGCCUACUUCCAGCACCGCGAUCCGUCUAUAUUUCCCAGCCCAGAGAAAUUCAUGCCCGAGAGAUGGCUGCAAAACGUCACUUCCGAGAUGCAGCACAGCCUUGUUCCAUUUUCAAAAGGAUCACGGCACUGUCUCGGGAUGCAUCUCGCUUACUGUGAGAUCAAUUUCAUUCUCGCCGCACUUUUCCGCCCUGGCGGUGCCGAGUUCAGUCUCCACGAGACGAAUGAGUCAGACGUCAAGAUGGUUCACGACCUCAUCGUACCGCUGCGAAGACUGGGCUCAAAAGGUGUCCAAAUAAGGUUUCACUAA
Molecule: messenger RNA, 1572 nt
Organism: Beauveria bassiana ARSEF 2860
Lineage: Eukaryota; Fungi; Ascomycota; Sordariomycetes; Hypocreales; Cordycipitaceae
Product: Cytochrome P450 CYP551C1
Exons: 7
Coding region: 1-1572 (523 amino acids)
Molecular function (GO): monooxygenase activity; heme binding; oxidoreductase activity, acting on paired donors, with incorporation or reduction of molecular oxygen
Source: RefSeq, a predicted model, not a curated record